Solanum tuberosum (potato) is the source of this 1358-nucleotide messenger RNA. RefSeq lists its product as uncharacterized. The transcript is spliced from 8 exons. The record is from RefSeq and is a predicted model, not a curated record. NCBI's taxonomy places the organism in Eukaryota, Viridiplantae, Streptophyta, Magnoliopsida, Solanales, Solanaceae. The coding region runs from base 318 to 1118 and encodes 266 amino acids.
UCUGACUAUGGGUUGAAUUUCUGUUUAACCAAACAAAUUUCAGUCCAUUGAAUUUUUUUUGCGUACAACAUUCAAUUUCUCACCGGAAAAAAUGGAGGAGAAAACAUACAAGUGAAUGAGGAAAUGAGUCUUUCAAAUUCUAUUGGUUUGUGAAUUUUCUACUCCUCUUUCAUGGUAUAUAAAACACCAAAUUCGAUAAUUGAAUUGAUUUUUUGGCUCUGGCACUAAACGUUUCGUCUUCGUCUUUGUGGACGACGAAGAUCGAAAUCUUAAGAGGAUUUCAUAUUCAUUGUAUCUAAGAUUUUAUUGAUGAAAAAAUGGCAUCAGCACAAGCACACCUUGAUAAGGCGGAAAAUCGUAAAUUUUUUCAAAAUCUAUGGCGCACAGAUCUCAUGGGCACCCUUAAAGCCGAUCCACCAUUUUGGUGUUUUGCGCUGUGGUGUGGACCAUGUUCAUCGUAUGUGCUAAGGAAACGAGCUUUAUAUGGCGAUAUGACAAGGUAUAAGUGCUGCGCUGGUUAUAUGCCUUGCAGUGGUAAAUGUGGAGAAAGUCGUUGCCCUGAAUUUUGCCUUGUAACUGAGGUUUGUUGUUGCUUUGGAAAUUCAGUGAGCUCAACUCGCUUCUUGUUGCAAGAUGAAUUCAACAUAAGAACAACAAAAUGUGAUAAUUGCAUUAUCGGUUUCAUGAUAGUACUCGGACAACUUGCUUGCCUAUGUAGAAUAGCGGCUUGUCUUACUGGAGAUGAAGGACUUGAGGAUGCUGCUCAUAUUUUGACAUGUCUCUCUGAUAUGGUCUACUAUUCGGUCUGUGCCUGUAUGCAGACACAACACAAAGUUGAAUUGGACAAAAGAGAUGGCAAGUUUGGUGAUCCUUCACCAAUGUCAAUACCACCCGUUCAGCAGAUGUCGCGGAUUGAUCAGCCUUAUGGGCCAACAGUUGGAUAUCCUCCGGCCUAUGGGACACCUUACGGUCAACCACAACCUCCUCAUCAAGGUUAUCCAGCAUCAGCACCACCACUAGCACCAGCUCAAGCUCCUGGCUUCCCACCGCCCUCAGCCUCAGCUUAUCCUCCUCCCGGACCUUAUCCACCACAACAACAACCUGGUUACUGGAGGUGAUGAUUUUGAAGAUUUAUUUAUGUCGUUUCACAUUAAUGAAGCGCGAAAUGAGUUGUUUCUAUGACCACAAAUUGAAUAGCAACCAUAUUUUUUUGCUUGUCCUGAGAUCUAUGUAGAUUUCUUUGUCUCAUGAAAAUAUAUAGUAGCCUUUUUGUGAUUAUUAACAGGACAUAUUUAUGCAUUGUAGAGCUGAGUUAUUUUUUGGUGUUUGAAUUUGUGACAUGUGAUGUGCUAAUUGAA